AAAUGCCUCAGACCAUUCUCGUCCUUAAACAGAUCUGUGGAACCCCAAUAUACAUCAGGAACACUGCUAACCUCAAUCAAUGGCUUCAGGGUUAGGCUCAUCUCUUGUACUCUUGGUUGUAAUAUGUCUUCAAAGCCCGCAAGGGUUCAAUGCCUUCCCACAGAUGUCUCUUUCCAACCUCUUUACAAAUGCUGUCAUUCGAGCUCAGCACCUUCACCAGAUGGUUGCAGAUACCUACAGAGACUAUGAAAGAACAUAUAUACCUGAAGAUCAGAGAUUUUCAAACAAACACUCAUAUUCAGUGUAUUGCUACUCAGAAACCAUCCCAGCACCAACAGACAAAGACAAUACUCACCAAAAAUCAGAUAUGGACCUCCUCCGAUUCUCCCUCACACUCCUGCAGUCAUGGAUGACCCCUAUCCAAAUUGUCAACAGAGUUUUUGGCAACAACCAAGUGUUUGGGAACAUUGACAGAGUUUUUGACAGACUGAGGGACCUCGACGAAGGAAUACACAUUCUCAUGAGAGAGCUGGAUGAUGGAAAUGUCCGGAACUACGGUGUGCUGACUUUUACAUAUGAUAAGUUUGAUGUCAAUCUGCGCAGUGAAGAAGGCCGGGCAAAGAAUUACGGUCUGCUCUCCUGCUUCAAGAAAGACAUGCAUAAAGUAGAGACCUACCUGAAGGUGAUGAAGUGCCGGAGAUUUGUAGAGAGCAACUGCACCUUUUAAUCAAAAACAGGAAAUAAAUGCAAUAUUCUCCAUAGUCACCCCCACCUCCUGCAGACACCCGCUGCAUUUUUAUAUCUUCAGGAGGUAGGGCCCACUAAUAUAUAUUCCUUUUAAACUUCCUGACCAACGCACAUUUUUUUGCAGAUGUAUUUUGCUUUGUGCUUUUGUUGUCUUUGUAUGUUGUUAAAAAAUAAAAUAUAGGAGGCAUUUACAUGA
Molecule: messenger RNA, 943 nt
Organism: Rana temporaria (common frog)
Lineage: Eukaryota; Metazoa; Chordata; Amphibia; Anura; Ranidae
Product: somatotropin
Exons: 5
Coding region: 80-727 (215 amino acids)
Biological process (GO): animal organ development; positive regulation of growth; positive regulation of receptor signaling pathway via JAK-STAT
Cellular component (GO): extracellular region
Molecular function (GO): hormone activity; growth hormone receptor binding
Source: RefSeq, a predicted model, not a curated record